Messenger RNA from Cicer arietinum (chickpea), 1425 nucleotides. Its product is annotated as glutathione S-transferase T3-like. The record is from RefSeq and is a predicted model, not a curated record. Lineage: Eukaryota; Viridiplantae; Streptophyta; Magnoliopsida; Fabales; Fabaceae. Gene Ontology annotation, molecular function: catalytic activity.
AAAAAACAACACAAAUCAUCGCGAUAAAUGUUCAUAUAACGAGACACUAUUUGGCAUAGAAUCCACGUUUGUUCUUUUGUGUAUGGCUUCAGAGAAAGAAGUUGCUCUUGCAACUACUCCCCCACUUGCCUCUGAAUCCGAUCAUCCCACCAUGUUUAGCAGUAUAAUCAAAAAGGAGAUUCCUUCUACUGUGUUUUAUGAGGAUGAUGAGGUCCUUGCCUUUAGGGAUAUAGCUCCCGAAGCUCCUCCUCAUAUUAUAAUCAUUCCCAAAGUUAGAGAUGGUUUGACUGGUCUAUCUAAGGCUCAAACCCCAUCAUUUUCAACCCAAGUCAGGUCGGAUAAUAUUAUGCUUGGUGAAGAACAACAAUCAACUCAAAAAAACCGAAGAAUAAGGUUCACCCCGGGAGAAGAUAAAAUUCUCAUCCAAGCAUGGCUAAAUGUUCCCAAGAAGAAUGCAGUUGUGGAGGGAAACCAAAAAGCAGAUUCCUUUUGGUUAAGAAUUAAAAAUAGGUACAAUAAGAAUCGUGGCCAUUUCAAAGCGAGGGGAGUGUCACAAAUAAAAUCUCGAUGGCAUAAGUUGAAUAGCAUAGUUCAAAAGUUUGUAGAGUGCUACACACUAGCUUUUCAAAACAAGAAAAGUGAUAGCUCCGAGUCUGUCAUCAUGGGAGAUGCAUAUGCGAUUUAUUAUCAAGAUGUAGGUGAGCAAUUCAAGUUGGAGUUUGCAUGGCGACUGUUGAAAGAUGAACCUAAAUGGUCAAAAACAUCAUUUGAAGGAGCUAGCAAGAGAACAAAGAUUUCUGCUUCUGGAGCAUACUCGAUCUCAUCUAAUUUGGACACACCAUCAAGUUGUGAAUACAACACAACAUCACCUACUGUGGUUUGUCCAUCGGGGACAGAAGUAGAAAAAAGAAAGGGAAAAUCAAAAUCGGAUGAAACAUCUUCUGUUAAUGUUGAGCUAGUUGAAGUACAAGAGAUUCCAAAGUCAAAAGUUCUCGUCAUGGGAGAAUUGGCUCGCGUCCAGGAUGAACAAAAUAAGUUGAAGGAGAAAGAGUUGAAUAUGAAGGAGAGAGAGUUUGAGCUGGAGUUCCUCUUCAAGGAUACAUCCAGGAUGACACAUAGACAACUACGAGAUCAUGAGAUGUUGGGUAAUUUGAUUAGAGAAAAAUAUGGAAUUAUGUGAUGUAAUGAUGUUAGUCAAGGUAGCCAUUGUUCAAAGUAGUUGUUUUUUUUCGAACUAGUCAUUAUGUAGUCUCUCAAUAUUUAUUCAAACAUAGAGGAUUUUCACAUCUCUCAAUUGUGCAAUCUUGUUUCAUCUUCUCAUCAUCCUCAUGCUUAUAUCAGUGAUAUGAAGCAUGUUUUGAUGUUGAUCUUUAUCUCUUCAGCCAAUAAAAUUCAACAGUUACUGAAAUAUGAAGAAAGUGGUCA